AGUAAGGCUUGGAACAAUAACAGGAUGCAGGAUGGGAAAAAGGCGGACACCCAGCUGGGAAACCUUGGAGACUGUAAAGCUGAACACUCCCUGUAUUGCUUAAUGCAGUGAAAUAACGGAUUUCACUUAGUUCUUUAUAUUCACUCUACUUUAUCCAAUUGAGGCUUGGAGGCUGAUUACGGAUUCUCCCUGAUUUGGAAUAAAGCCCAACCCAGGGCUUUCUUCCACAGAGAUGGCAAGAUGCUGCCUUCUCCUGCUUUCUUUGAUGCUGGUUCCCACUAGUGCUCAUGGAGGAGAUUUCACAAGGACUGCCGUUAACAGCAACAUUAACAAGCGCAUAAAGAGAGAGUGGAUCUGGAAUAAAAUGCAUAUUAUCGAAGAGCACAAUGGGACUCUGCCACAUCAUGUUGGGAGGAUCACGUCAACCAUCAGGAAUCCCAAUGCUAAAUACGUUCUUGAAGGGGAAGGUGCUGGGACUCUGUUUAGAGUCGAAGACAGCACUGGAGAUGUGUCUGCAAAUGAGAGGCUGGACCGAGAGAAGAAAGCUGAGUACCACUUGAAGGCUCACAUUCUUGACCGUUUCACCAAUAAGUCAUUGGAACAACCCUCCAUGUUUCGUAUCAUAGUCUAUGACAUCAAUGACAAUGCCCCAGUUUUUGUACAAAAAGUGUUUAAUGGUUCUGUCCUGGAAAUGUCACCACUAGGAACGUCAGUCACCAAAGUGACAGCUGUAGAUGCUGAUGACCCCACAAUUCUUGGCAAUACUCGUGUUUCCUACAAAGUUAUUCAGGGAAACCAGUACUUCAAAAUAGAUGAUACUGGAACAAUCUACACAGCUGUACCGGAUUUGGACAGAGAAAAAACCCCUGUUUAUACAAUUGUGGUAGAAGCAGUGGAUGGCCACGGUCUACACUCAGAAGAAUCAGGCACUGCUACAGUCCGCAUCUCACUGACUGAUAUCAAUGACAACUUCCCCACAUUUAGGAAAAAAAACUUCCAUUUUGAAGUCCCUGAAAAUAUCAGGUUAGACGGUGAAGUUGGUAGACUGGAAGUUGAAGACAUUGAUGAGCCACAGAACAGAAAUACAAAGUACAGUUUUGUCCAAGGACCUUACCAAGAUACUUUCAGAAUAGAACCAAACCCCUUCACAAAUGAAGGAAUAAUUAGACCUAAGAAGCCGCUGGACUUUGAAAAGGUACCCUCCUACAAGUUUGAUGUUGAAGCAACUGAUGCCGGCAUUAACUAUGCAUAUUCCAGAACAAAAGGAUCCAAGAGUAUUGCAAGUGUAACCAUCAAAGUUCUCGAUGUUGAUGAACCACCUGUCUUUUCCCAACCUUUCUAUAUAUUUGAAGUUCAAGAAGAAAGUGACAUCAAAAAGGUUAUUGGAUUUGUUUCGGCACAUGACCCAGAUAAAGCAAAACGGAAAAUAAGAUAUCACAUCCUGAGAUCCAAUUAUUUCAAAAUAUCUGCCACGGGACAUAUUUUUGCCUUGAAGCCUUUGGACAGGGAAGAAAGUGCCUGGCAUAACAUAACUGUGGCAGCCAAUGAACUGGAGCAAGACAGAAUUGUGCCCAAUCUAGAAACCCACGUACCAGUUUACAUUAAAGUUACUGAUAUAAAUGACAACGCACCAGAAUUUGCUGAUGUUUACAAUCCUAGAGUGUGUGAAAAUGCCGCACCAGGAAAGACUGUUAUCAUGAUUUCUGCUGUGGACAAGGAUGAAAUGUCACCAGGAGUGAAAUUCAAGUUUUCCUUGGUGUCUGAAGAGAGCAACUUCACUCUAAUUGACAAUCACGAUAGCACAGCGAAUGUCACCGUCAAAUACGGACAGUUUAAUCGGGAACUAGUCAAAACCCAUUACUUGCCUAUCAUCAUCUCUGACAACGGCUCACCCCAGCAGAGCAGCACAAACACCCUUGCCAUCCAUGUCUGCAAGUGCAACGAGGAAGGGGACUUCACUUUCUGCGAAGAGCCAGCAAAACAAAUGGGAGUCAGCGUCCAAGCACUACUUGCCAUCUUGAUCUGCAUCCUCACCAUCAUUGUGAUUAUGGUGCUAAUAGUUAUGAGGAAGCGACACAGGAAAGACCUGAACAUUCUCAGGAAGAAUGUGACAGAUAUCCAUGAGCAGCUGGUGGCCUAUGAUGAAGAAGGUGGUGGUGAAAUGGACACCACCAGCUACGAUGUGUCAGUCCUCAACUCAGUCCGCCAGACCAGCAUGAGGUCACCGAGGAUGACCAUGGAGAACAGGCCUUGCGUGUACUCCCAUGUACAAAAGCCCCCAGGAAAUGGGAUCUCAGGCACUGGAGAAAUGGGCAUUAUGAUUGAGAUGAAAAAAGACGAAGCGGACAACGACGGGGAUUUGCUGCCGUACGACACUCUCCACAUAUACGGUUAUGAAGGGGCUGAGUCCAUUGCAGAAUCCUUAAGCUCUUUGGGAUCAGGAUCCUCAGACUCUGACAUCGACUAUGAUUUUCUGAAUGACUGGGGCCCCAGGUUUAAAAUGCUGGCAGAGCUUUAUGGGCUGGAACCCAGUGAAGAUCUUCUGUAUUGAGCGUUCUGUAUUGACAGGUUCCCCUAGCCUUAGCCACAGACAAUGUGGCUAAGAGAAUGUUGGUUCAGAAGAUGGAACCAACUAGCAAUUCAUGCAUUCCCAAUACCUAAAUCAGCUCAACAUACCUUUUUUUUCUGAGCAGGUUUACAUGACCAGGAUGAUAGACAGCAAAAGCUAUGACUUUUGAGCAUUUCAGAAGGCGCUCCAUGAGCAUACUAAUGCAUCCUGCACUUGUGGGAGGACCCUGAUUGGGCCACAUAGAGUCCUUUCUGGUGCACUCUGACACAUGUAUGAACAGCAAGGGCAGGGCUAGAUCCCAAGGCAUACACGCAUUUCGAAGUGUGGCUCUUUCCCAGCCAAGCAGUAAUGAUCCUUUCUUGCUUAUUUUAGUUACUUAGAAUAUCUGCCCUUUUAAGUCAAAACCUACCAAUGAUUCUGGAAGGAACAAUUUCCUGGACUACAGGGAGUGCAAAUUUCCUAAUCUCGAGUGUAGGUUUCAUUUGAUUGCAACUUCCAUUAUGCAUGUAUAUACAGGCUACAU
Molecule: messenger RNA, 3092 nt
Organism: Lacerta agilis (Sand lizard)
Lineage: Eukaryota; Metazoa; Chordata; Lepidosauria; Squamata; Lacertidae
Gene: CDH5
Product: cadherin 5
Exons: 12
Coding region: 233-2551 (772 amino acids)
Biological process (GO): cell morphogenesis; vasculature development; adherens junction organization
Cellular component (GO): plasma membrane; bicellular tight junction; catenin complex
Molecular function (GO): calcium ion binding; cadherin binding
Source: RefSeq, a predicted model, not a curated record